AUACUAAUAAUAAAAAAACUUAUUUUUCAUUUUUUAUAUAUUUGUUUGUUCAAGUUCCUUGUUUCUCCUGUUUGUUCUGCUCGUUCUUAAAAAAUUAGGGUGCCCUUUUGUUAGGCUAUUUAUAUAUUUACAACAGUCAUUUCUGACCUGGUCGAGGUUGGUUGUUAUGGCCGUACUUGAUUUUGGAGAUUGACUUGACUUGUAUGUUUAUAUCCAAGUCGUAGGUGGCUUCACUUUUAUAACUUUAAUUAAAUGAUAUUAAUAUUGCUUUAACGAUAAACCAUUGACCCUUGCCUUCUUUGUCACACUACUUUUAGCUUGAGGGAAUAAGUUUCAAAUUUGAUGCUGGAUUUUGCAGGUCACAAUAAUCUUCUGUUUCUCCAAAGCUUGAGGGAGAACGAAAACUGCUGAAGUAGAGUCUAAUCAUGAAUGGAAAAGGACAUAGAUUUGUGAGGUUUGAAGAUUGGCAAUCGGAGUCAUCUUUUAGCAUAGAGCAAAACGAUCACAAAAGAAGACCAAGUGUGUUUGAAGUUUUGAAGAGUAUAGGAAGAAGGGUUGAGGGUAGUUCAGAGAAGAUGAAGAACUUAAGAAGAGUUUCAGCUGUUCAUCCCUUAAGUGAUGGACAGAAAAAGCUGCCACCUAGGAAGAAAAUUCUUGAUCCACAGAGUUCAAUGCUUCAGAAAUGGAACAAAAUCUUUGUAAUUUCGUGUGUGUUGGCAGUCUCUGUGGACCCGUUCUUCUUUUACAUUCCAGUGAUUGAUAAUAAGCAAAAAUGCCUUGAUUUGAGUGGGCCAUUGCAGAUCACUGCCAGUGUUUUUCGCACCUUCUUUGAUCUAUUCUACAUUCUUCGCAUAAUCUUUCAGUUUAAGACAGGGUUUAUUCCCCCUUCUUCUCGUGUUUUUGGAAGGGGUGAGCUCGUUGAUGAUCCUGUGGCUAUAUCGAAAAGAUACUUAAAUUCAUACUUCAUCAUCGACAUUCUAUCAAUUAUUCCGCUUCCACAGGUGAUUGUUUUAGCCAUACAUCCAAACAUGAAAACAGAUCCAUUUAUAGCAAAGGAUUUGUUGAAGUAUUCUGUAUUAAUCCAGUAUGUGCCAAGGCUUCUGCGGAUCCAUCCACUGUUCAAAGAAGUAACUAGAACUUCUGGCAUAUUGACUGAGACAGCAGGGGCUGGAGCUACUUAUAAUCUUUUUCUUUAUAUGCUAGCAAGUCAUGUAGUUGGAGCUUUCUGGUAUUUGCUCUCAGUAGAGUCAGAGCUGCGUUGCUGGCGCCGACAGGUGAAGGGUGUAGACUUGAGUUGUGGAAACCGCACCCCAGAAAACAUUUUAGCUCUCAAUCAAUCUUGUUCUUUGGUGGACCCUGAUGAUAUCAAAGACCGAGAAAGCUACAACUUUGGAAUCUUUUUUGAUGCUUUACAUUCCGGUGUGGUAAAAUCAACCACGAAUUUUCCUAAGAAGUUCUUCUACUGCUUUUGGUGGGGUUUGCGCAAUUUAAGUUCUCUUGGACAAAAUCUCAAGACAAGUACUUAUCUACCAGAGAUAAUAUUUGCAAUCUUCAUUGCGAUCUUUGGAUUAGUUUUAUUCUCGUUACUUAUUGGAAACAUGCAGAAAUAUUUGCAAUCUACAACUGUUCGAGUGGAGGAGAUGAGAGUGAAGAGACAGGACGCAGAACAGUGGAUGUCCCACCGUAUGCUACCCGAGAACUUGAAGGACAGAAUUAGACAAUAUGAACAGUAUCAAUGGCAAGAAAAUAGGGGUGUUGAGGAGGAGGCAUUGAUUCGUAACCUUCCUAAAGAUCUCAGAAGGGACAUAAAGCGUCACCUUUGUCUAGCUUUGGUUAUAAAGGUGCCAAUGUUUGAGAAAAUGGAUGAGCAGUUGUUAGAUGCAAUUUGCACUAGACUGAAGCCAGUCCUUUAUACUGAGAAGAGCCAAAUUUUUCGUGAAGGAGACCCAGUUGAUGAGAUGCUUUUCAUUAUGCGUGGAAAAGUCUCUACUGUGACGACAAAUGGUGGAAGAACUGGUUUCUUCAACUCCUUGUUUCUGGAAGCUGGUGCAUUCUGCGGAGAGGAGCUUCUGACAUGGGCCUUGGAUCCUAACUCCUCCUCGAAUCUUCCCAUUUCAACUAGGACAGUGAAAACCAUAUCAGAAGUUGAAGCCUUUGCUCUCAUGGCGGAUGAUUUGAAGCUUGUUGCCUCCCAAUUUCGCCGUCUUAGCAGCAAGCAGCUCCAACACGCUUUCAGGUUCUAUUCCUCACAGUGGAAGACAUGGGCUGCAUGUUUCAUACAAGCAGCUUGGCGUCGAUACUGGAAAAAGAAGGCUGAGAGGUCUUUGCACGUAGAAGAAGACAAGCUACAAGAUGCUUUGACAAAUGAUGACGGCGCUACUCUGAGCCUUGGCGCAACCAUAUAUGCAUCAAGGUUUGCUGCCAAUGCACUGCGAAACCUGAGAGAAAACAACAGACAGAAUAGAAUGCAACAGAGACUACUGCCUCUGCUACCUCCAAAGCCAGCCGAGCCAGACUUCACUUCUCUGAAACACUAACUUGGAUAUAUAUAGGAGUAAGGACAUGUUAUCCAUACUGCAUAGCUGUUGUGUGUGCAUAUUUUGGGAGGGUUUCUUAAAAAUUCAUUCAAUAAAUUAAUGUAUAUGUCGUAGCCAAAGCCUUUCAUACGAUGUAUUUAAAUUUAACAAUAUCUAUGCAGAAUACAAACAAGAUGAUUGAAUUACAUUUUUUUAAAUAGCAGAUCUCAUCAUUUCAAAGUACAACCUUAUCCAUAAUGCAUAUUCUGGUCUUGAAUUUUGUAAACUAUGCUGAUUAUCUUCAGACAUGUAUAGUUCAUGCGUUAUUCAUUUGAUCAUUUUGUAAGAAAGUGUCAUUAUUUUUCCUUUUCAAGUGGUUAGUUAUAGGAAAAUUUAUAUAUAAUAUUCUUAUAUUAAAAUAAAUAUAAAGAUUAAUUAGAUCAACAUUAGUUAACAUAUGUCAGUGCUUGUGCAGUGGAGGAAGCUGCAUUCUUAUUCAGAAUAGUUGACAAAGCAAUAUUUUAUUUAUUCAUGAUUCAGUACAAGCUCAUUAUCAAUUUAUUUUUCUACUUCCUUUAUAAUAUAUUGAUAUGAUAAUCUUGCACUUGCAGCAGCCCAAAUGAACCUCACAUGAUAAAGAUAGCUCUGCAUACCAGAAAUAAAAAAUAGUCAUCAUCAUUUUCCGCGUCAUAAUCAAAGUUAAGUUGGAAGCAUAAUAAAAAAUUGAAUUUGAAAAAGAGCAGAGAAGCUUACUUUUUGCAAUCAGUUUUGUCGUCAAUAGGAGGAAGCGUAACAGAGAGUCCACACUCUUUGGGAACUAGAGGUAUACGUUGGGGAUCAUAAUCUCCAAUCGCUGCCAAUCCUUGUUUGAGGCACAGACAUAUAGCUUCUCUAUUUUCGUGGCUUCCAGCCUCACCAUUCAGUGACUUGAUACCUUGGCAACACUCGUCGGAGGGGUGCUUUGUGUUUGAUUUGAGGAAGCUAACACAAGGUGUAACAUCCUCAAUAACUGUGGGGCAUUUUAUGGAACCCUGAGCUUCACAUCCAGUAAUUAGGAGAAUGACAAUGGAUACGAUUGCUGCUCUUGACAUUUUCAUUGUUAAAGACACAACACCUUUAAAGAUAGUUGGGACUGAACUGUUUUUAGUACAGGACCAAAUGUCAUACAUAUAUAUAUACACACACCCACAUAUAGAUAGAUAGAUAGAUAGAAAGAGAGAUUGAGAGAUUGUGCAGUUCUUUGUUUGUUCUGUCUACUUGCAGUGCAUGCAAACUUCAUGAAUGAAUAAAAGUGAACCAUA
Vigna angularis (adzuki bean) is the source of this 3817-nucleotide messenger RNA. Its product is annotated as cyclic nucleotide-gated ion channel 1. NCBI's taxonomy places the organism in Eukaryota, Viridiplantae, Streptophyta, Magnoliopsida, Fabales, Fabaceae. The transcript is spliced from 8 exons. Gene Ontology annotation, molecular function: monoatomic ion channel activity. The record is from RefSeq and is a predicted model, not a curated record. Gene Ontology annotation, biological process: transmembrane transport; monoatomic ion transport. Bases 426 to 2537 code for a protein of 703 amino acids. Gene Ontology annotation, cellular component: membrane.